This is a messenger RNA of Cornus florida, 705 nucleotides long. RefSeq lists its product as uncharacterized. The record is from RefSeq and is a predicted model, not a curated record. The coding region runs from base 1 to 705 and encodes 234 amino acids. The transcript has 2 exons. NCBI's taxonomy places the organism in Eukaryota, Viridiplantae, Streptophyta, Magnoliopsida, Cornales, Cornaceae. Gene Ontology annotation, molecular function: nucleic acid binding; zinc ion binding.
AUGUCAAAUCUUACCAAGUUUGAAUUUGUGGCACUUGACAUCUCGGGCAAAAACUACUUGUCAUGGACCCUUGAUGCCGAGAUUCACUUGGAGGCCAUGAAUCUCGGAGAAACAAUUAAGGAAAACAAUAAUGCGUCCCUGCAGGACCGUGCAAAAUCCAUGAUCUUUCUUCGCCAUCACCUCCAUGAGGAACUAAAAACAAAGUACCUCACGUCCCGUCCCACUGGAUCUGUACCAUUCCCAGAAGCGAAUGUGUCAUCAUUUCACGGUCAUGGACGUAGACGUGGACGCGGACGUCGUGGUGGUCGCAAUAGAAAUAAUUAUAAUAAUCAUGGUGGUUAUAAUUCCUUAUUGGUUAUCAGAAGGAACUCCACACCGUCCCACCAGAAGUGGAAUUCAAAUGCGACCAAGCAGGCAAAAGAAAAAGCUUUGCAGAACAAAGCUCCUGAGAUAUAUGAUGACAAGCCUUGCUAUAGAUGUGGAAUGAAAGGUCAUUGGUCACGUACCUGUCGUACGCCCAAACAUCUAGUUGAUCUUUACCGUGCCUCAAUGAAUGAUAAGGGAAAAGGAAAGGAAAUUGAAAUGAAUUUUGUGGAUGACGACUUAACAACUGAUAUUACUCACUUUGAUGUUUCUGACUUCUUUGCUGAUACUAGUGGUAAUAGUGAUCAUUUGAUUGGUGAUGGAAAUAUCCAUACCAAUUAA